GUGAUUCACGUGCGUAUGCGCAGUACCCGGAUGAGGCUGGUCGCCAUCUUUACUCCAUCAGCGCAGCGCUGCCGGUGGGGCGGAACACCACUCAUCGACCCAGUUGGUUUCUAGGAACCACAGCUAGACCUGGCACGCCACCUUGUUUUUCACUAAAUAUUUGUCACUUCGAUUAGUUCGCUACUCUACCUGCAUCUCGAUAAACAAUGGGAGAGCGAGAGGACCUAGUUUAUCAGGCAAAACUUGCCGAGCAGGCAGAGCGAUAUGACGAGAUGGUGGUUUCUAUGAAGAACGUGGCAGGCAUGAACGUAGAACUAACAGUGGAGGAGAGGAACCUACUAUCGGUGGCCUAUAAGAAUGUGAUUGGGGCUCGGAGAGCCUCCUGGAGGAUAAUCAGCAGUAUCGAACAGAGGGAAGAGAACAAGGGCGGAGAAGAGAAACUGAAGAUGAUCCGGGAAUACAGGCAAACGGUUGAGAAGGAGCUGAAGUCAAUCUGUGGUGAUAUUCUGGAUGCACUGGAAAGGCACCUACUCCCCUCUGCUGUCAUGGGAGAGUCUAAGGUCUUCUACAACAAAAUGAAGGGUGACUACCACAGGUAUCUGGCAGAGUUUGCCACUGGCAAUGACAGAAAGGAGGCAGCAGAGAACAGCCUGGUGGCCUACAAAACUGCUACCGAUCUAGCCAUGUCGGAGCUGCCUCCUACGCACCCCAUUCGCCUUGGCCUUGCCCUCAACUUCUCCGUCUUCUACUAUGAGAUCCUCAACUCGCCUGACCGUGCUUGCAGGUUGGCAAAGGCUGCAUUCGAUGACGCCAUCGCAGAACUGGACACACUGAGUGAAGAAAGCUACAAGGACUCCACACUUAUCAUGCAGUUGUUACGUGACAACCUGACACUAUGGACUUCAGAUAUGCAGGGAGAGGAGUCCUAAAGGAAACAAACCUGACUGUUCAUUUCCCAUGUUAACUGUACUUUGUGAAGAACAGAACAAAGAGGCACUGCAAGACGUUGAGGAUGAGGCCCAGUGAGACUAUGCCACCAACAGCCAACAACUUGAGACCCUCCCCUCACCUCCUCACACUCCUCUUCCCUCCACCUUCGUCUCCCCCCCCCCCGAAUCCUCAUCCCUUCCUGCGAGUCACCUUCCCUUUCCUCCUCUCCCCUCCUUUUCCUUUCUUCCACCUCUGCAGCUCCAUGACCCAGCAGGGCCACGGAGUGAACAGGUUUAUUUUUCUCUUCUUUUUUAUUUUUAUAUUAGCCCUUACAUCAUUCAAGUAAAUACCACUUAAUUGAGAAAGGAAAUACAAUGUUAGAAAGACAAAGAUAAUGAAAGAGUCCCUGGAUUGUUUUUGUUUUUUUUGUCCUGGUACAAGCAGUUCUGAGAUGUUAUCUUUGUUUUCAUUAUUGUAUUUUUGUUUGUUUUUGCUUUUUCCUCAAUAUUUUUAUCAGUUGCUGGAUGUAUUGAGAUUUUUUUCUUAAUGUAAUGACAGAAAUUAACUUUUAUUACUGAUAAUGUUGACUAUUAGUUAUGGGAGCUAUUUUAUCUCUGUUUUUAGUGAAAUGUCAUGCAAAUCAUUUUACCUUUUUUAUGGGCAAUUUGGAAAACUACAAGUGCCCUUUUUGUUAACUUAGGUUUUCAGAGGAAGAUGGCAAAAUUUGCGAUAUCCACGUGGGGCAAAGAAGUGCUUAACUUUUACACCAUAGUGAUUCUGUCGUCAUGUUUUUAUAGUUGUCCUUGGACUGUACUUUGUGCUGAAAUACUGUAACUGUGCACACAUGCUGAAUCUCUGAAGGCUGACUUACGGCUAGCUGGUGGUUUUAAUUUAAAAAAAAAACUUGGGAGAUUUCUCAGUGUAAAAGACAAGUCUCAAUUUGGCCCCGCUCCUCAACAGAGAGCUCUAAAAUCAAGAUUGUCAGUGCUUGCAUGAGGUAACACAUCCUUUCUGCUGCUUCUCCCCUACUUUUUAAUACAGCUCCUCUAGGUUCAGAGGUUUUAUUUCUUUUGCUUUUCCUUUUUCUUUUCUUGUUUUGCUUCAUUAUGUGUAACUUGGAGCUGAUUUGUACUACUGGAUAUCUGACUGGAGCCACAGACAGGGAAUCUGUAUUGUUCUUACUGAAACACAGCAUGGAAUUAACAUUAAACAAUCUAAAUUAAACAUUACAAAUGGA
Molecule: messenger RNA, 2167 nt
Organism: Xiphias gladius (swordfish)
Lineage: Eukaryota; Metazoa; Chordata; Actinopteri; Istiophoriformes; Xiphiidae
Gene: ywhae1
Product: tyrosine 3-monooxygenase/tryptophan 5-monooxygenase activation protein, epsilon polypeptide 1
Exons: 7
Coding region: 207-929 (240 amino acids)
Biological process (GO): signal transduction
Cellular component (GO): cytoplasm
Source: RefSeq, a predicted model, not a curated record